UGGUAAUUUUAAAUAUCCAAUCAAAGUCAAUACAAAGUUGAGCACACUCGACACGUGCGAAAGUAUCGUAGCCAAUAUGUUUUGCAAAUACUGUUUUAUAAAUCUAAGAAUUACUGUGAUGACUAACAUUAAUCGUUUGUACUGAAAUGUAAAUAAAACUUAGUUAUACGUUAUGAUGAAAGAAUAAAUUAAUUUGGCACUAGUUAAUAAAAAAGAAGAAAUGUGAAUGAAUCAGUGUAAUCAGUUUUUGGUUUAUAAAGAAGUCCAAAAAUAAUGGAAAAAAAAAUAUAAUGGAAGAUCAAAGUAUUUUAACGUCAAAAGCAUAUAAACGUGCCGAGUCAAAUUUAAAAGACAAAUUAAAAUCAGUCUUCUUGAGAAAUUAUCCCCAUCAUUUGGUACCAGGAUAUAAUUUACAUAAUAAUUUCUCUGGAGAUGAUAUAGAUUUAGAAAAUGUUGUACAACAAUAUCAAGAUUAUCCCUAUUAUUGUGAUCUACCAAGGCCUCUCUUGCCACCUGCUAAAUUACCUAGAAGUGUGUUAGAGGAUAAGGAUCCUGCAUUAGAACUACUUACUAUCAAAAAACAUCUGAAUAAUGCUAUACAAAGACUAAAGUAUUAUUAUCUUAAGCAUGAAAAAGAGUUAGGGGUGAUACAUAAGAGAGAUAUAAAAUGGAAUUGUUCAAAGAAUGCAGCUACUGCUAAGGUGCCUAAAUAUAUAGCAGAUAUAGCAGCAAUCAUUGACAUGGAUCCAGAUCCUUAUUUUGAAGGGGCUUAUAAUUGGUAUUAUACGGGUGGAACAGUGAACCAUGUACAGUUAAAUAAUAUAAAUAUAUUAUUUUUUCCAUUUAUGGAUGAAUUAGUUGCUGCACCUAUUGUUAACGUAGAAGAAUAUAUAUGGAAACCAUUAUUUCAAAGGGCAUCUAAAUGUAAUCUUAUUGGUUCCUUGUAUGAAUUAAAACACAACAUUAAUGGUGGUACAUGUAAUGUUAUGGGUAGAUACAAAAAUCAUUGUAACUUUUACAUGCUAUCAGAACGGGAUAGUAAAUACAGCCUUAUUGAAAUCCAUAGACAACCAUCAAAAGUGCCUUAUGUUAGUGCAGAUUUAAAUUUAAUUGAUACCAAACAGUAUUGUACAUUAAAUGUGGCAAGAUCUGUAACAUUAUGGGAUUUAACUAGAAUGAAGCAUAUAAGUAGUAACACUAUAAUGCAAACCACUACAGUAGAUGAUUCAUGGGGAAGUAUAAAGUUUCAAAAGAUGGAUCCAAGUGUUAUUUUGUUUGUUGAUAGAUGUUGCCUUCAUUAUCUUGAUGUUAGGAUCGAAUUUAGUCGACCGGCAUUAACAUUGUAUCCAAGAUCUUAUUUGGAAAAAUGUGAAAGUCUUUCAUUAGAUAUUGCAAGUAGAAACGAUUCUUGUAGAUAUGUAGGUACUUAUCAUAGCGUUCUAAUGUGCGAUAAUCGUUCUCCAAAACAAUGCGUACAACAAAAAUGGACUCAUCAAUUGAAAAGUCCGCCGCUUAUGGGCAACGUUAUAAAUAGAGAUGACAAGGAAUUCGUUGUCUUAUCUAGUCAAAUACCUGGCGAAAGUACAGUAAUUUUAAAUACUUGGACAAGUAGUGAGACUUCACACUCAUUUAAUUUUCCAUUUACCCCUCCUCAUAUUAUAAACACAUUAAAUGAAUCUCAAAUGCAAGGAAUGUGUUUGAAUCCACAUUUAAGAGACAGAUUCUACUUAUGUAAUACUGGUUCCACAGUUAUUGCAAACGAAUCUAAAAAUAUAUUUUUGUUUCAACAAAAUUCGAUUGGUGAUAUGUAUUAUCAGUGCAUAACACAUAAUACCGAAUUAAAUAAAUAUUCACCUAUCAAUUGUAAAUCGUUAUACAUAUUAAAUGCUUGGGAAAACGCGAUAAGUUUACAAACGGACACUAUAGCGCCUCUUACGAUUUCGGACAAAUCGAAUAUGCAACGUGCUUAUGAAAAUUUUACAAAUAGAAAAUUACGAUUGAAACAUAACGAACGUGAAUCACAUGAUUACUAUGAACCGAGUUGGAAGCAAUCUCUCGAAAAAUUAAACUCUUACAUGGAUAUACUAGCACCGGAACUUUUAGGCGUUUGGGAAAUAUGCGAAGAAGUUCCAUUACCUUUAACAACAGCACCUCAUCAAAAAGUUCUAAACUGGUUAGAAUCUGCAGAUACGAAACCAUUAGUUCCUACACAAGAGGAAUUGGAUAACGUAGCAACACCAAUUAAUACUCAAGAAUUAAUAAGCGUGUCCCAAGAAGUAGACAUAACUUGUUUAGACGACAGUAACGUUUUACAAGAAUUAUUUUUACCGAAAGUUAAAAUCGCGCGUUCGAAAAAGAAAGAAAAUGUACGAAAAACACAAAAAGAUGAGUUUUGUUAAAAUGGGGAACUAAAUGUUUGCAAUUACUAUUUUUAUAAAUUUUAUAUAACAAUUAACCAUUUGGACGAAUUACUUGUUUAUUUAUGCAAAAAGUAUACAAUAAUUACAUGUACUGUGCAUUAACAAAAUAAACGAACAUGUUAACGAAA
Messenger RNA from Hylaeus volcanicus, 2548 nucleotides. RefSeq lists its product as uncharacterized. Bases 291 to 2399 code for a protein of 702 amino acids. The record is from RefSeq and is a predicted model, not a curated record. NCBI's taxonomy places the organism in Eukaryota, Metazoa, Arthropoda, Insecta, Hymenoptera, Colletidae. The transcript has 11 exons.